Molecule: messenger RNA, 1956 nt
Organism: Opisthorchis viverrini
Lineage: Eukaryota; Metazoa; Platyhelminthes; Trematoda; Opisthorchiida; Opisthorchiidae
Exons: 4
Source: RefSeq, a predicted model, not a curated record
CUUCGAUCCCAUGUCAUACUACACGAAUAACAUACCGCCUGUGCUAAAUCAUCAAGACCUAAACAGGUACUAUCCAUCUGACCUAGUGGACGCAGAUGUUGCUGCUUCGCCGUGCACUACCACACAGUGGCAUGAUCCAGUACCUGACUACACGAGUUCCAGAAUCGCCCUGCCACUAUCUACGGAAUCUGUCGACCCGAACUGCUGUUCAAUCCAGUCGGUCUACUCAGUCCACCCAGCGUCUGUAAAGCGAAGCGAUGUUAUAGAUCCAGAGUUAGCCGUGCAAACGGUGAGGUCGAAUGUUUGUAAACACCGGACGACAAAUGAAGAUGCAAAAUUGGAUAAUCGAGCUUCGGCGACGAACUGGGGAGUUUCAAGUGCCAUAUAUGCACCAGCCAAUCAUGAUCUGAUCAAUGAAUCCAGGGUGGUUCCAUUUCUGGGUUCAGCUGUAUGGGGGCAAGCCUAUUGGAACCAGUUUGCAGUUUUGACCCAUAAUAAUCCAACUCCCGUAGGAGUUCCAUUCAAUUCUAGCCUGGGCCUUGAAUAUUGGGACUUGCAACAUCCUUCAUCGUUGGCAUCAUUCUUAUCGCCCAACCUGAACGGAGCCCAGCGAUCAAAAUAUACAAGUCAUGGUGUUACGGAUUCAACCAUCGGAACCAGUUCAAAGCCAGAAUCAGGAGAACAAGCCAGUUUCAUUCGGGGUUUUGAACAAGGCAAUUCCAACGUUUACUCAGGACACGGCUCGAAGUGUGAUGACGAUUUCAAAGCGGAUGAUUUACCUAUUCCAUGGCCCAACGCUUUGAACCUCACUCCAGGGUUCUUACCAUCGUCUAGUCAACUGCUCACUAACUCCACUAAGGUAUUUGACCAGCCUGAUAGAUCAUCCAGAAGCGUUCCAUCCCAAUGGACAAAUGGGACACAAACCUUCGCCUGCGCAACAAAUAAUGAGGAUGUCCGAAUAGCAAAUGGUAUCAAUCAGGAAGACUUAAAAGCUUUUGAGAAUACAUCAUGUGGCCUCAAGCACCCGGAUAAAGGCAACUCUGUAGACACAGAAAGCAGAUCACGAUUCCAACAAGUCACUGGCUCCCUGGAACUAGGAGAGUCAGCAGACUGUCGUCUGAGGGGUAGCAACCUUUUAUCUUAUGAAAAGAAAUAUUUGGAUGAACGGGUGAAGGACGUUCAUUCUGAGGUAGAAGCAUACAGAAUUGGCGGACAGAUGUUUUCUCAGUCGCUAUCAAAGUUGACAGCCUCUGUGUAUAUGUUAAAGCGAUUCGACGUGAAUGAUGGCGACCAGAACCGGAGGGCAAAAUUCCGGAAACUCGAACGUUCUGUGCAACCCGUAUCAAGAUCCAAUCCACCAGAACUGCAGCUUAUGGUUGUUCCGGAGACCACAUCGACCUUUGAACCAGACGGAUCCCUAAAACACAACAAGAAAGAACAACAGUCCGAUCAAUUUGCUCAUGCGAUAUACGAUUCAAAAGAGGUUUUACGUCAGCCUUCCGAUCGAAUAAAAUCGGAUGACUAUCCUGGAGUUGAUGGAGGUUCACCUGUACCUCAGGCUCCAAUAUAUCAAUCACUUCUAAAUAAAAGUGAAUCCACCGAAGCCAUCCACGGAUCUGCUUCUAUAGCACCUCCCAAUAGUUCGGACGGAAGUGCAAUGUACCUCCAGUCUUUUUCUGAUGCUGAUUACACACAUUCUCCAAUUAAUGCACUGACGCAACACUGGACGACUUCGCCUGCCCAUUUGCUGGCAAACAAGCUAACAUUUGGUUCCUUAACUUCCAAUCAACUUGAUGACGCCUACCACGGAUCGAAUGAGGACCCAUUUGUUGUUGGUGUGCAUCCAUUACAUCGUUUGUCUCAAACAUGCAUGCAAGUAGAUAAGCUUCUGGGACAGAAUCUCAGCGAGAUAUCGGGCUCAAAAGUGGAUCGAAGACGUUCACAUUUAAGACGGUG